ACGAAUGGACCGACUUGGCGGUUGUUGUAGCAACCGUCUUUCAUCACGUACAUCGUAUGUAUGGUCGUUAGUUGAAGAAGCGAAUCGUUUGUUAAAAAAGUGUGUAUCUACGUUUAACUUGCGUUUAACUCCGACCAGUGUUGUUUGUGUUCGUUCGGGACAGAGUUAGCUAGAUAUCUCACUGUGGCUAAGAGCUACUGUGCAUUAGCCGAACACGGGAAGUGGUGCAGCAGCGAGACUCUCCUGCAGGAAACAGUGGGAUGAGAAUCAUCUCUGCUUUGCUUGUUUCGCGUUGUUUUUUAGUGUGAACUGAGGAGCUAGUAGCCGUGUUAGCAUGUCGGCUGUUAGCAGUCUCGUCCCUGCACGGUUUCUCACCAUCAUAGCUCAUCUGGUCAUCGUUAUCACCAUCUUCUGGUCAAGGGAAAACAAUGUAAAGGCCUGUUUGCCUCUGGAUUUCACGCAAGAGCAAUAUGAAAUUGAAGACAGAAACUUGGUGGUGGCACUGGCCGUCACCCUCGGGCUGUUUGCCAUCGAGCUGGCUGGAUUCUUCUCAGGAGUUUCCAUGUUCAACUGCAGCCAGGGACUCCUCUCUCUGGCAGUCCACUGCAGCGCAUCUGUCUCCUUGUCUUACUUUGUAUUUGAGAAGUGGGAGUGCUGGACAUAUUGGGUUAUUUUUGCUGUCUGCAGCGUGUUACCUGCGUUUGUGGAGAUUCUUCUGUUUGUAGCUGUUUUUGGUCUGAAGAAGAAGCCCCUAUGAAAGACGAUCCAGAUGUGAAGUGCUAUGAAAUCAGUCCACUGUAGCUUUUUUGUAACUUUGUGGAGAAAUGAAUGCUUACUUGUAAAUAAUAUUCAAUCUCUUUGUUUGUCAAAUUUCUAUGUAAAAUCUUAGAUUGCUAUUUUCAUUCCAAAUAUACUUUGUACAAGUUCUUUCUUAAA
This is a messenger RNA of Limanda limanda (common dab), 936 nucleotides long. Its product is annotated as transmembrane protein 107-like. Lineage: Eukaryota; Metazoa; Chordata; Actinopteri; Pleuronectiformes; Pleuronectidae. Gene Ontology annotation, biological process: protein localization to ciliary transition zone; non-motile cilium assembly. Gene Ontology annotation, cellular component: MKS complex. The transcript is spliced from 5 exons. The record is from RefSeq and is a predicted model, not a curated record. The coding region runs from base 335 to 757 and encodes 140 amino acids.